AUGAUAAUUGAUCAAUUUUGUUCAAAGAUUUUACCUGAAAUUCAUAUGAAAAUUAAAUGGCUAGAUCUUGAAUCAUCAUUUAUGAAAAAUAUUCUACAUGUCGUCGAUUAUCCUAAUUUAUAUGGACUCGGUUUAUAUAAUAUUGAAGAAGAGACAGCUAAAUAUCUUUUUACUGACGAGAGACUUAUAUCUUCUAUUUUUAAUAAUCAAAUAACAACACUUAUUAUUCCUAUUGAUCCAGAUAAAAAAGACUGGUCGAUAAUGGAAAACAUAUGCAAUCAGAUCUUUACUGUAUUUAUUAAUUUAACUCAUUUAAUAUUUUGCUAUGCAUCAUAUAAAAAUAAUGCUAGAUUAUUAUUUAAGAAUCGAUCUCCUACUUUUUCUUCUUCAUCUCUUUUGAUAUUAAAUAUCAAGGUUCAAACUUUUCGGGUAUGUCUUUAUAUUCUUGAUGGUCGUUUCGAACAACUUCAUACACUUCAUAUUGAAUUGGCUAAUAUUUUACCUCCAUCAGAAGAAAUUGAAAAUCAAAGAAAAAUUCCAAAUCUCAAAUAUUUUGUUUUGUCUUGUUUGUUGAAAACAUCAUCUUACAAUCAAUUAAUUUUACCACUUCUCUAUCGAAUGACAAAUUUAGAAAAACU
Molecule: messenger RNA, 638 nt
Organism: Rotaria sp. Silwood1
Lineage: Eukaryota; Metazoa; Rotifera; Eurotatoria; Philodinida; Philodinidae
Source: the annotation of a GenBank genome assembly